Messenger RNA from Dermatophagoides pteronyssinus (European house dust mite), 1044 nucleotides. It is a transcript of the gene Pdhb, whose product is annotated as Pyruvate dehydrogenase E1 beta subunit. Gene Ontology annotation, biological process: pyruvate decarboxylation to acetyl-CoA. NCBI's taxonomy places the organism in Eukaryota, Metazoa, Arthropoda, Arachnida, Sarcoptiformes, Pyroglyphidae. The record is from RefSeq and is a predicted model, not a curated record. Gene Ontology annotation, cellular component: pyruvate dehydrogenase complex. Gene Ontology annotation, molecular function: pyruvate dehydrogenase (acetyl-transferring) activity.
AUUAUUCAACAACAACAACGAACAUUUCAUCAAACAACUUGUCAUCAAGCUCAAUUAACAGUACGUGAUGCAUUAAAUACUGCCUUAGAUGAAGAAUUAGAACGUGAUGAAAAUGUAUUUAUAAUGGGUGAAGAAGUUGCACAAUAUGAUGGUGCAUAUAAAAUAACAAAAGGUCUUUGGCGUAAAUAUGGUGAUAAACGUGUUAUUGAUACACCAAUUACUGAAAUGGGUUUUGCUGGUAUGGCUGUUGGUGCUGCAUUUUAUGGUCUUCGUCCAAUUUGUGAAUUUAUGACAUUUAAUUUUGCAAUGCAAGCAAUUGAUCAUAUUAUAAAUUCAGCAGCAAAAACAUAUUAUAUGUCAGCCGGUCGUAUUGCUGUACCGAUUGUAUUUCGUGGACCGAAUGGUGCAGCAGCUGGUGUUGCUGCACAACAUUCACAAUGUUUUGCCGCUUGGUAUUCAAAUUGUCCUGGACUAAAAGUUUUAGCACCAUAUUCAGCUGAAGAUGCAAAAGGUUUAUUAAAAUCAGCUAUUCGUGAUCCAGAUCCGGUUGUAUUUUUAGAAAAUGAAAUACUUUAUGGUCAAUCAUUUGAUGUUGAUGAUAAUGUUUUAUCAAAAGAUUUUCUACUACCGAUUGGAAAGGCAAAAAUUGAACGACAAGGUGAUCGUAUUACUGUUUGUAGUUUUUCAAAAGGUGUUGAAACAUCAUUAGAAGCAGCACAGAUUCUUUCACAAAUGGGUAUUGAAUUAGAAGUAAUAAAUCUUCGUUCAAUACGACCAUUAGAUUUUGAUACAAUAUCCAAAUCGGUAAUGAAAACAAAUCAUUUAAUAACUGUUGAACAAGGUUGGCCACAAUCUGGUGUUGGUGCUGAAAUUUGUGCACAAAUUAUUGAAAGUCCUGUUUUUGAUUAUUUAGAUGCACCAAUUAUACGAAUAACUGGAGCAGAUGUACCAAUGCCAUAUGCAAAAUCAUUAGAAUCAAAUGCAUUACCAAAAGCCAAUGAUAUUGUUAUGUCGAUAAAAAAGAUGCUCAAUUUGGAAUGAAAC